Miscanthus lutarioriparius is the source of this 1185-nucleotide messenger RNA. NCBI's taxonomy places the organism in Eukaryota, Viridiplantae, Streptophyta, Magnoliopsida, Poales, Poaceae. The record is from the annotation of a GenBank genome assembly.
AUGGCGCGAGGUGCAGGCCGCGGCGCAGCAGACGCAGCGGGGCGAGCUCGCCCACCGGAGCACCGGCCAGACCGCGCGACAGACUGGGCGUGGCGGCCUCCCCAAGCAGCAGUCCUAGUGGCGCAACGGCCGACUCGUCCAACGGCGCGGGAGGCGGCCGCUGUCACCACCACGCGGCUUGCGAUGCCGGAGCCCGUCGUGGAGAAGGCUCCGCUGCCACCGAAGACCUCUCUUGUAUUUGAUAGCAUGCCUAAAAGGAAUGAAGUAUCUUGGACUUCAAUGAUGUCAGGGUAUGGAAUGCAUGGUCGUGGUAAGGAGGCUUUGGACAUAUUUGACAAGAUGCAAAAGGCAGGCUUUGUUCCUAAUGAUAUUUCCUUCCUGGUUCUUCUUUACGCUUGUAGCCAUUCUGGCAUGGUGGAUCAAGGUCUGGAUUACUUUGAUAUCAUGCGUAGAGAUUAUGGUGUAGUUGCCAGUGCAGAGCAUUAUGCUUGUGUUAUUGACUUGCUGGCUCGCUCUGGGCGAUUAGAUAAGGCAUGGAAAACGAUUCAGGAAAUACCAAUGGAGCCUAGUGCAGUUAUCUGGGUUGCAUUACUUAGUGCCUGCAGAGUUCAUUCGAAAGUGGAACUUGCUGAAUAUGCUCUGAACAAACUGGUCAGUAUGAAAGCAGAGAAUGAUGGAUCCUACACGCUUAUCUCCAACAUAUAUGCUACUGCAAGGCAGUGGAAAGAUGUAGCAAGAAUCAGACAACUGAUGAAGAAAUCAGGGAUUAAGAAGAGGCCAGGAUGCAGCUGGGUCCAAGGUAACAAGGGCACUGCAUCUUUCUUUGUUGCAGAUCGAUCACACCCUCUCUCUCCAGAGAUAUAUUCUCUUUUAGAGAGACUAAUUGGUCGCAUCAAGGUUAUGGGUUAUGUCCCCGAGACAAACUUUGCACUGCACGAUGUUGAUGACGAGGAGAAAAAUAAUCUUCUCACUGAACACAGUGAGAAGCUUGCUCUCGCAUAUGGGCUCCUCACAACUUCCCCUGGUUGUCCCAUACGGAUCACAAAGAACCUUCGUGUUUGCGGUGAUUGUCACAGUGCAUUCACCUACAUCUCCAAGAUUGUCGACCAUGAGAUCAUUGUACGUGAUUCCAGUCGCUUCCAUCAUUUCAAGAAUGGCUCUUGUUCCUGCGGUGGCUAUUGGUGA